UCAUUAUGACAGACCCUCAAAGAUCCCAGUUAGAUCAAUCUACCAAAUAUCAUUAUUCGCCAGUUAAAAUCAAUGUCAAGUCCUUCAAAACAUCCAUAAUUUCCUCCCUAACAAGGGAUCUGGUAUGUUUUUAGAACAGUAUGUCCUCCACAACCCCAUAUUAGAUUAUGGAGCAAGUUAUCCCACAAUGUUUGAGGACCAUCCAUGUUAUAAUCCACCAAUUGAACCAACUCCAUGUUCACACAUGGAGAGGUGGACAAAUGGAGGAAUAAGUAGUAGGAGAGCUUUAAACUCGAGACUUCUAGUUAAACAUAACUCUGAUAAUAUGUUAAACUAUCAAUUUUCUUUAGAAGCUUGGACUGUUAGGAUAUAGGGCAACAAUCAGUAUAGUGCUUUUGCCAUCUCUUAAAAGAGAACAUUUAUGGGCAUUUUUGUCAUUUUUCAGUUCUUUCAAUUAGGACCUCACAUUCACCAUUUCCCCAGGAUAGAUGGCAUUAUGCUAUAAAGGAUGAGGAAAAUAGCCAAUUACCCUCCAAUUCUAAGCCCCCCAACACCCCAGAUUGAUCUAUAACAAGGUCAAACAACUACCUUCUCUCCACCAUUUGAUAGGCCAUCCCCAGCUCUUGUAGCCACCAAAACUCUCCCGGAAAAGCAAUGGACUUCUCACCAUUUCAGCCUUCUUCCUGGCAUUUCCUCUUCACCUCUCCUCUUCUUGUUUCCUACCACUUCACCCCAGAUAACUACGUUCAUUGGACCGAAACACCCGAGUCUCACAUAUACUCGGCCAACCUUCCUGGUGUGAGGAAAGAGGAGAUAAGAGUGGAGCUUGAGGACUCAAGAUACCUCAUAAUCCGGACAGAGGCCAUUGAUGAAUCAACAAAGCCUGCAAAGAGCUUCAUGAGGAAAUUCCGGCUUCCAGAUAUGAUAGAUGUCGAUGGCAUCUCAGCUGGGUAUGAGGAUGGAGUCUUGACAGUUACAGUGCCAAGAUCUUUUGUGAGGAGGGGAUUCUAUAUUGAUCCUGGAGACUUACCAGAACAGCUAGACCUUCUUGCAAGGGCAGCAUGAAUUCAUAACCACCUGGAUAGUUAGUUCUCUAGUUUCUAAAAAUUUGGUUAUUACAAAUACUAGGCAUUGGGGGUGUGCUAGAUUUGGAGAUUGCUUUAUGAAUUCUCAUGUAUAUAAAAAUUUAUGAAAACUGGCAAUGAAGUAUCAGAUUGUACCGGUUUUUGCUCCAUUAAUCUUUGGUUUCUGGUCUAA
This is a messenger RNA of Vitis riparia (riverbank grape), 1257 nucleotides long. RefSeq names its product 15.4 kDa class V heat shock protein. Lineage: Eukaryota; Viridiplantae; Streptophyta; Magnoliopsida; Vitales; Vitaceae. The transcript has 2 exons. The record is from RefSeq and is a predicted model, not a curated record. Bases 655 to 1065 code for a protein of 136 amino acids. Gene Ontology annotation, biological process: response to hydrogen peroxide; response to salt stress; protein complex oligomerization.